AUGGCGGCUUCCGCUGAACUGGCUGGAGGGGGUGUUGAGGAAGCCCAAGCAGAAGUCAACCCGCGAAUUCUGGAACCCGGGGCCUCCCCGUUUGGAAAUUUCCCUCAUUAUUCCCGCUUCCACCCUCCGGAACAACGGCUCUGCCUCUUGCCCCCGGAGCUUCUUCGACGGCUCUUUCCUCCCGAGGGUCCCGAAAAAAGGCCGAUCCUAGGACUCGACGUGGGGUGUAACUCCGGGGAUCUGAGUGUGGCUCUAUACAAACACUUCCUUUCCCUACAUGAUGGGGAGAAUUGCUCAGAUGCCUCCAGAGAACUCCGCCUCCUCUGCUGUGAUAUAGAUCCAGUCCUGGUGGAGCGAGCUGAGAAAGAAUGUCCUUUUCCAGAUGCCUUGACCUUUAUCACCCUGGACUUCAUGAAUGAAAAGACAAGAAAGAUUCUCUUGAGCUCUUUCUUAAGCCAAUUUGGACGUUCAGUUUUUGACAUUGGCUUCUGCAUGUCAAUAACCAUGUGGAUUCAUCUGAACCAUGGGGACCAUGGCCUGUGGGAGUUCCUGGCUCAUCUUUCUUCCCUCUGCCACUACCUUCUUGUGGAACCACAGCCUUGGAAAUGUUACCGGGCAGCUGCAAGGCGCUUCCGAAAGCUGGGACUCCGUAAUUUUGACCACUUCCACUCCCUCACCAUCCGAGGUGAUAUGGCCAAUCAGAUUGUGCAGAUCUUGACCCAGGACCAUGGCAUGGAAUUGGUAUGCUGUUUUGGCAACACCAGUUGGGACCGAAGCCUUCUGCUCUUCAGGGCAAAGUAUACCAUAGAGGCUCAUCCAAUCCCUGAAUCACUUAUAGAAGAGAAAGAAAGAAAUAGAUUAAGAUUCUAGAGGCAGUGAAAUGGGAGGGCAAGAAGACCAGGAAAGAGAUACUAAAAAAGAUUUUAUACUGAGAAUUAUGUUCCACUGUCUUGGAAUAGUCAGGCAGCCUCAAAACCUGGCAGAAGCUUUUGGCAAAAUGUCCAAGGCAUGCAACUGAAAGGAUCACUUUCUGUUCUACACUGUUUACAACAAUUCCUAAGGGGAAUGAAUCCAUACAGCAGUGAUCUGGGCUAUCUGGGUUGAGAUUGUGAUCCUGGUUGUGGGAAAUGGAACAGGCUGCUUUUGGAGUUUGUUUUGUUUUGUGGUGCUGGAGAUAGAACCCACAGCUUUGUGUUGGGCAGAUGCUUUACCACUGAGCCACAUCCCCAGACUUUGGGGGUUAGUUAUAGAUUAGACCAGGCUAGCCUUAGUUCUCUGGGCUGCUUAAAUCUGACCUGAUUUCUUCGUGUAUUUUCUGGGCUUACUAGGCCUGCCUUAAGGCAAAGCCUUACAAUGCAGUCUGUCAUGUGGAGUCACUGGACUGGCUAAAGGAAGUGGUUGGGGAAAAAAUAAUCUUAUCUCUCUAAAGCAAGCCAAGUCUCCAACAUACCCAAGUUUAGUACAGCAGUUACAGAUGCCAGAAAAGAUGCAUCAUCUAGCAUUUAAAAGAUGUUUAGGGCUGGGAAUAUAUAUUGCUCAGUGAUAAAGUGUUUGCCAAGGAUGUAUGAGGCCUAUCCCUAACACUGCCAAAAAAAGAAAAAGUUUAAAAGAUUUAAAUUAUGCACCCAGAGGUAGGGAUUCAGGUCUGGAAUGGGGCGUAGGAUUUUUUGUUGUUGUUGCAUUCUUUCAUUGUGGUAAAAUAUACAUGAUAUAAGUUUUACUGUGCUACCCUUUAUUUUUUGGUGGUACUAGGUUUUGAACUUGGGGCCUUUCACUUGCUAGGCAAGCACUCUACCACUUGAGCCACACCCUCAACCCUUUUUUGCUUUCAUUAUUUUUGGAAUAGGGUCUCACGUUUAUGCCAAAGCUAGCCUGGAACGCAGUCCUCCUAUUUAUGCCUCCCACAUAGAUGGGAUGACAGGUGAGAGCCACUGGCCUGGCCCUGUGCUAGCCAUUUUUAAGUAUAAAUUUUGUGGUAUUAAUUGCCUUCACAAUAAGAAUUCUGUUUUUAACAGGCACCUCAGAUGAUUCCAGUCCAAGUAGAAAUAGACAACACUUUGAAUGCCUAGGGUUCCACGUAACCUACAUAUUUUUUUCUGGAAUGAGUUCUUCCACUCUCCUUCAACAAUUACUUACAUGCUAAAUAUAUUGGUAGCCCCACCCCAUAGUUCCAGACUAAUAUUUUUGUUUUGUUAUCGUAAUCCCCCUCACUAGUUCUUAGGCAUCUCAAUUCAACAUAUUCCAAAAGCAAACUUAUUCCCUCUUUCCAAAUCUAUUCUAUCUCAUUUGCUGGCAUCCACUGAAUGUUCAAGCUAGAAACCUCAGUUGACUCCUCACUUAUGCUCCGCACAUUGAAAUAGUCACAAAGUACCUCAAAUUCUACCAAUAACAUGUAGAUCCUAUUCAUUCCAUCCAUUUGUCUGGUGCCCACAGGGCUUUCUAUGGUAAGUAACCCACCUUCCAAUCCAUUCCUUGCUUUGCAGCCAUAGUUUACUCUUAGUUUGCUCAAUGUGAAUACAGUGUUAAGCAAAAAUAAGGUGCUGUUACUUUCUGAUGACACUCUGUAAAUUGCUGCAGGCUAUAAUUAUGCUUGUUAGAUCAAAGGCUUAUGAUCUAAUAAUUUGUUUUUCAGGAUGAGGAAGUAAUGAGCUCAGAUUCAGUACUACAGACCAUUUUAAAGGAAGCAGUGUCGGGAAAGAAGGAUAUGGAAUUAAUGGAAAUGAGACUAAUUUAUUUUAUUUUUUUGUGGGACUGGAGUUUAAACUUGGCUUCACACCUGCAAAGCAGGCACUUGACCACUUGAGCCAUACCUCCAGUCCAUUUUGCUCUGGAAAUGGGGGUUUCUCAAACUGUUUGCCCAAGCUGAACUUAAACCUUGAUCAUCCCAAGCUCAGCCUUCCAAGUAGUUAGGACUACAGGCAUGAUGCCCACCUAUGAGGCUAGUUUUUGAUGUUCUGAGAAUGAUCACAGUGGUUACAGAGCUGAAUUCAUCCAUUCUCUGACGGUCUUAAGAACACUGUAACCCUGUGACAUCUGCUGGGUGUUCUCUCUUAUUACCAAGGCAGUGUAAAGAAAUUUAUCUGGGGCUAUGAUAAGCUGAGUAAUUGACUCCCAAGAUGUCCGUAUACCAUUCCCUGAAACCUAUGAAUGUUAGGUACCAAAAGGGAAAAUGCAGCUGAGCAUCGCUGACCCAUGCCUGUAAUCCUAGCUACUCAAGAGGCAGAGAUCAGGAGGCUAGCCCAGGCAAAUAGUUUGAGAGACCCUAUCUCAAGAAAACCCAUUACAAAAAAGGGCUGGUAGUGGCUCAAAAUGUAGGCUCUGCGUUCAAAACCCCAGUUCUGAAAAAAAAUAAAAGAAAGUUGCAGAAAUGAUUAAAGAUCUUGAGAUGCGGAGAUUACCUGAAUGAUCAGAAUGGGCCCUAAACCCAUUAGAAGUAUCCUUGUAAGAGGAUGACAGAGGCAGAUUUUGACCAUAGUAGGGGAUGUAGUGACAGAAGCCAGAGGUUGGGUAAUACGAGGAAAGGCUGCAAGCCAAGGAAUGUAGGCAUUUUCCAGAAGUUAAAAAGCAAAGAAAUACAUUCUUCCCUGGAUCAUCCAGAAGGAACAUAACCCUGCCAACACCUUCACUUCAGAUUUCUGGACCCCAAGACUAUAAGAAUAAACGUUGUUUAAAAUAGUUUGUGGUGAUUAUAGCAGGAAAAGAAAACUAAUACAAGGGCUUUGGCUACAAUGAGACUGGCUUAUAAGGCCAAACGGCACCUGUCCCAGACAACCUGAUGGCAAAAAAUGGCCCUAGUGACCAAAGGGAUAUGUAGGGGCCCUAUCUACAAAGUUAAUUGAGAAAAGUUCAACCACAAAGAACUUUGGGAGAUGCUUCAGCAUUUGAAUCUGAACUAUUUCCUAGUAAUAUUCUGUUGGCUGAGCAGUUACCUGACCUAUUGGGAGGCACCAUUGUAUUUCAAGUCUGUGGCAGUUAUUUUGGAGGAAAAUAUUAGUAAUAUUAGUAAUUAAUGUUCAUAAAGAUGAGGCCCUGGUAUCAAGAAGAUAAUAAUUGCAUUAUGUUGUAAGCUCUUAAAGACAUAUUAUCUUUGAUUGCAAGAAAAAAUCAUCUUGUUCUAAAACCAGUGUGUGUGUGUGUGUGUGUGUGUGUGUGUGUGUG
Molecule: messenger RNA, 4158 nt
Organism: Castor canadensis (American beaver)
Lineage: Eukaryota; Metazoa; Chordata; Mammalia; Rodentia; Castoridae
Gene: Bcdin3d
Product: BCDIN3 domain containing RNA methyltransferase
Biological process (GO): negative regulation of pre-miRNA processing
Cellular component (GO): cytoplasm
Molecular function (GO): O-methyltransferase activity; RNA methyltransferase activity
Source: RefSeq, a predicted model, not a curated record